GUUCCUUCGCUGAUUCAAAACCCAGCUCCACCAUCUCGUGCAACAUUCUGCCAUAGAAUCUGGAUAUGGCAGGUCAUGCAGUGGGCGCCGCGCUCAGUCUUGCAAAGAAGCUCUAUGCAGCUAUUCAGACUGUACCCCAGCUUCGAAGGCAGUGUGCCAACCUUGAGGAGGUGGUUCUCUCCUUGGAGGCGGUCAUUGAGGACCUUGCCAAUGCAGAAGAUGAUCCCAAUGUGCAGGACCUCUUAGGAAAGUUGCAGGAUGCACUUCAAGAAGGCCUGGACAUUGUGCAGCAGGGGGAAGGGAAGGGGCUCCACGAUUGGGCACGCCUUGUUUUCCAGGGAGAAAAUGUGGCAAGGAAAUUGGCUGCUGUUUCGGGCCGCAUAGAGCUGGGCCUAACUAGCCUGCUUCCUGGGAUGAAGGGUCAAAUGGGGAAGAUUAAUAAGGAUGUGGCUGAAGUAAAUGCACAACUCAGGGAGUUGAAGGAGCAACUGAACAGGAUUGCUGAGGCUAUUGACGAGAACAGGGCUGAGAUAUCUGAUCGGGUUCGCAAAGUUGCUGAGAGGGGCGCCAGCAGCAUCGGCGCUCAGCAUAAUGAGGAGCGCAUCAUUGAGCUCCUUGCAGGGAGCAGCAUGGGGACGGUCAGCAUGGUCGGUUUGGAAAAGGAAUGGAAAAAUUUCCGAAGUGAGGCCAUGCUGGGACCAGACCAAAAACAAGUUUGGCUGUCAGAUGCAGACAUGCUGAUAGAGGAUAUCAUGUUCAGGCAUUUGUUGGACAUGGAAAAGCUGCUUAAAGCGACAGAGAAGACGGAGCAAGAGAGCAUGCGGUUGAAGGAGGAGUCCAAAAUGGCAGCGAAGAAUGCUGCAGAGAAUGAGAAACUGAGGAGAAGCUUGGCGCAAGUCAGCAAUGAGUUGAAGGCCGCAACGGAAAGCCCAGGUACCUCUCAGGAGGCACUCAAGGACGCUAAUGUGGAGAUUAACCGUGGCAUGCCGGCCCACAUCUUGGAAAGGAUGCUGAACGAGUUGCACGCCAAAGCAGGCCUGGCAAAGGAGAGCACGAAGUCUGAUCAUGAAAAGGCGGACCAUCUGUACCCUAGGAGCUUUACGUGCCGCAUCUGCUCCUGCACGCUUGAGGACCCAGUCGUUGUGGAGACGGGGUACUCGUUCUGCCAGAAGUGCCUUGAACAGCAUCUGCAAAGUGACACUCCUACGUGCCCAAUCACAAGGAGGCCCAUGAACACCAGCAUUGUCAUUAAAAACAUCGACCUCCAACUUGCGAUCACCAACUGGUGGGAGUGGCUGAGCGACUGGAUCGGUCGUGAGCGCGCCUUGCUCUCAUCUUUGAGGCCCUCCGACCCCCCUCGCUCCAAUACCUCGUCCCCUCGUCAUGAGAGGCAUAUCAACGGUCUUGUUGACGAGGAUGCAUCCAGCGCAGUCGAUGCGGAGGUCACGAAGGACCACGAUGUCGUGAGUGCGCUGUCAAACCUCUCGUUGGACGACGGGCUGAAUGCGAAGGUGGCAAUCGGAGCGGCGCAACUGACCAACCUCCUUCAGGCCCACCCGCAAAAGUGGAAGCAGAUGUGUGGUGCUCAGGCGAUUAAACCUCUGGUUCGCAUCCUCCGCAUGAAAGGCCAGGUCCGGCUUUUCGGGAUAACGGCCCUAGAAGCUAUGAUGGCGGUUGCAGUGCGAGAAGCGUACGAGAACAACAAUGAAGAAGCAGAAAAAGCCUGCGGAGAAAUCAUCGACGAGGCACGCGACAGCUUGCUUGAGCUUCUGUCAGACGAGAGCCCUGCCGUCAGAGCCAAGGCCGCAGAGACAAUUGGACACUGUUUGGAAGUGCAGACGGUCGCGGUCCUGCUGGCAAAGCAAGAGAGACCGGGGCUGAUCACCGGGCUCAUGCAUCUAAGCUUCGCAGAGGAUCUGCACGAGAUGAUGCACGGAGUCCACGGCCCAGCCACGAUCGAAAGCGUGCGCGGCAUCGGCCGCCGCGUGCUUUGCCAGCUGGCAAGAGUCGUCGUCACCAACCAGGCGCAGAGCGCCAAGCCAGCCACGGACCCCGCACCCGAGGACGUCGUCGAUUGCCUCUGGAAGCUCGUCCACGACCCCUUCACGACGAUCGAGGCUUUGCACAUGCUCACGCGGCUCGCUCGCGGGGGCGCGUCCGGCCUUUCCGCGCCGUCGGUUGCGGAGGGCGCGCAUGCAAGGACGGCUCUUCUCACGUACCUGUUGGGGCAGGCCGAGAGCAAUAAGCCGCUCAGAUUGCCUCUGGCGGAGUUCCUCUCCGGUUUGGCGGCGACCACGAGCAAGCCGGGUGACCUGCUUGAGACCGGGGGAGUCGACAAACUGUUGCGCCUCCUCCAAGUUUCCGUGAAGGAGAUUGAAGCUGAACCGGGGGUUGCGGAAGGCUGGGCUUGCUUGUCAUUCUUGGUGGAUGUCCUCGCAACAACCUCUAUGGGGGAAGGGGAAGGGGAGGAGGAGACGCAAGUGAGGUCGGCCGUUGAGAGACGGGAUCUGUCGGUGGCAACUCUUCUGGAGCUAUUGAAACUCACGAUACAACAGUUCGUCCCAAGAGCACGCUUCUUCGAUCUCAGCUCUUCGCUUCAAGACUCCGUCCAAACUUUUCAAAGCUCCGCACUGCGUUGUGUCGGACUCCUCUCGGUUAGCGAGCCAUUUUCGCGCUAUUUCAUCGAAGAGGGAGGAGUCGAGCUCAUUUCCCAGGUCCUCGAGGCGGUCCGCUCGGCCGGCUUGCGCACCCGAGACUGCGCAAAGGCGCUCGCAGGGCUCAUGGUGGCGUGCCCGGUAAAAGCGGAGGCGGCGCUCAAAAACUCCGUUGCGCUUCUGGGACUGUGCAAGAUUCUAGACGGGGGGAAGGGAGACGAGCGACUCGCGGCCCUGGACGUCUUGAAAUGGGUUGAGUCGACCACUAGCGUGGCUGAAAAUCUGGAGCCGGCGUGGCUUUGUCCAGUAGGAGAGGAGUCGGCCAAGUGCCGGGCAGCCGGCGCGAAACUCUUUGACAAGCUUUCGAGUAGCUGGGGUGACCGGGACACAGAUGCGAUCAGUGCAGCUCUUGACUUCCUCGCGGACGCCCACAAGCGCGGUCUUAGAGGCGGUCCCGCGGCGCACAGCGUUUUGCAAGCGGUCAAAACUCUCACCACCAACGUGCAAAACUGCACCGCGUUGUUGGGCGACGAGCACGGGGUAGACGUCCUUGUUCAGGUCGCCAAGCGAUUGAAGAUUCCAACGGCCCAGAUCAUGAUGCAGAUCUGUGAGCGCAUCCCGGACACUGCGGCUGCGGACAGCAGAUUCGUGGCGGCCCUUGUAAGCUUGUUGGACGAUCCGGACGCUCGGAGCUUGGCCGCAGUCGCGCUGGACAAGCUAGCGUCCAGCGCUGCCAGUCUGGGAGGUCUGGCGGGGGGCAGAAACGAGCACGUCACAGUGCUGCUGAAGGCUGUUCCGCUAGCGAGGGCGGAAGACAAGGUCGUGUUGGUGCGCGUUCUCUGGCGGCUGUGCAAAGCGAUCGGGGCGGCUGUUGCUGAGGCGGUUGUGAGCGGCGAGGGGGUAAAGAUCAUGUUCACGGCAGCGGGGACGCUGGAGGCGAGCGGGCGAACCGGAGACGCCGUGGCAUGUCUCGUGGCGAUUUACAACCUGAAGGUCCCGUCGACGGACCUGGGCAGAGAUAUUGUCGCCGCCGGCGCCACCACUUUUCUGGUCAACCUUUUGGAAGCCAGCGUCGACAGAAGUGUAGAGGAUAGGACCGUGCGUUACGCUAUGUACUUCCUGGGGUGCGCUGCAGAUGCGGACCCGGACGCCUGCAUAGACGCAGGACUCGUGAGGGCACUCGGGACGUACCUGGAGAUAACGAAGGGGAAGGAACAGUGCACCCUUGUGGGGAUAGAACUGAUCGCUGCCCUUGUAAGCAGUGAGCGUGCCAAGACGGCUAUUGUCAAAACUAGCGCAGCGGCGCACUGUGCGGACUUGAUGAAAGGAGGCAAGCGGUGCCGGGCGAAAGCGCCGAACAGCCCGUGCGAAGGGGUCUGUGUUGCCGAGGCCACACGGUUAACGGAAGAGCUUGCAAGACCGAGAAGCAAGUCCUCGUGGCGCGGCACACUCGGACGAGUCAGCUCCACGUCUUAGGGCCUACCAUGCAAAAGUCUGGCGGGAUUAGCCAUGCCGGAUAUCUGCAGGCGAUUAUUGGGUCGAGCUUCACGAGGAACUCUCAAAGCAUCGUCGUCAAGUAGCUUUAUUUGACAGUCACAUCAAUCAUAUAUCUAUUCUUGUGUGUCCAUUGAAGGCGUCAAGGUUACAAUCAGUAAUAAGGAUAAAGGAAGGUAGCAAGCUCUAGUUGUACAUGAUAAA
Messenger RNA from Klebsormidium nitens, 4352 nucleotides. NCBI's taxonomy places the organism in Eukaryota, Viridiplantae, Streptophyta, Klebsormidiophyceae, Klebsormidiales, Klebsormidiaceae. The record is from the annotation of a GenBank genome assembly.